Clarias gariepinus (North African catfish) is the source of this 3296-nucleotide messenger RNA. RefSeq names its product myotubularin related protein 8 (gene mtmr8). Gene Ontology annotation, biological process: dephosphorylation; negative regulation of autophagy. Gene Ontology annotation, molecular function: phosphatidylinositol-3,5-bisphosphate phosphatase activity. Gene Ontology annotation, cellular component: nuclear envelope. The coding region runs from base 125 to 1975 and encodes 616 amino acids. NCBI's taxonomy places the organism in Eukaryota, Metazoa, Chordata, Actinopteri, Siluriformes, Clariidae. The transcript has 14 exons. The record is from RefSeq and is a predicted model, not a curated record.
CGUGCCUGUCAGCGCGCGCCUGCAAGUCGCAGUGUGAUUUCCUGAAAACAAUGCAGGGAGACAAACAGCGAGUUUAAUCACAAAACUACAGAAUAAAGUGUCGGAUCUGACAGCGGCUCUCAUCAUGGAGCACAUUCUGACCCCGAAGGUCGAACACGUGAAGCUGUUGGACAGAUACGCUGCCAAAAAGCCGGCGGUCGGCACGCUGUACCUCACAGCGACGCACCUCAUUUACGUCGAGCAAUCGAACACCACGCGCAAGGAAUUAUGGGUUCUGCAUCAUCACAUCUCGUCCGUAGAAAAACUUCCGACCACGGGGUCUGGAAGUCCGCUACUCAUCCACUGUAAAACCUUUCAGCGUCUCCACCUGGUGCUGCCCCGAGAGAAGGAAGCCCAGGAUGUCCAUCAGUCCCUCCUGCGUCUGUCUCAACCAGUGAAGGAGGAGGAGCUCUACGCCUUCCUCUUCAACCCCCAGCAGGGUGAAGACGAGCGGCGGCGGGGCUGGGACCUCAUCAGCGUGACCGCCGACUUCAGCAGGAUGGGCCUGCCCAAUGAAUUGUGGGAAAUCAGCGACCUCAACAGUAACUACGAGCUCUGCUCCACCUACCCGCCUGUGCUCGGCGUUCCUAAAUGUGCCAGUGUUGCUACGGUAACAGGCAGCGCCAAGUUUAGGAGUCGGGGCCGCCUGCCCGCUCUGUCGUAUUAUCACAAAGACACCAAGGCAGCGAUCUGUCGGUGUAGUCAGCCUCUCUCUGGUUUAAGUUCCCGCUGUAUCGAGGAUGAACAGAUGCUGCAGGCCAUCAGUGAAGCCAAUCCCAACUGUCCCUUUAUUUACGUGGUGGACACACGGCCCAAGCUGAACGCUAUGGCUAACCGAGCGGCGGGAAAGGGAUACGAAAAUGAGGACAACUAUCCCAAUAUCAGGUUUCACUUUCAGGGCAUUGAGAACAUCCAUGUCAUGAGAAGCAGUUUACAGAAACUACUGGAGUUGUGUGCUCAGAAUAACACGUCUAUGAGCGACUAUCUGACCGGACUGGAAAACUCUGGCUGGCUGAAACACAUCAAAGCCGUCAUGGACGCCGGAGUCUUCCUCUCUAAAGCAGUAGGGGAUGAGGGAGCGAGUGUGUUAGUGCACUGUUCUGAUGGAUGGGAUCGCACGGCUCAGGUGUGUUCUCUCGCCUGCCUGCUGCUCGACCCCUAUUACAGAACCAUCAAAGGACUUAUGGUUCUGAUUGAGAAGGAGUGGAUUGCUUUUGGACACAAAUUCAACCACAGGUGUGGACACCUGGAAGGCGACCCUAAGGAGGUGUCCCCCGUGUUUACACAGUUUGUGGAGUGUGUGUGGCAGCUGAUGGAGCAGUUCCCCUGCGCGUUUCAGUUUACUGAGCGCUUCCUGCUGUCCAUCCACGAACAUGUUUACUCCUGUCACUACGGCAACUUCAUCGGCAACAACCAGCGAGAGAGAGAGCAGCUAAGGCUCAGAGAGAGGACGUUCUCUGUGUGGCCAUAUCUCCUGGAGCAUCAGGAUGAGUUCAGGAACCCGCUGUACAAACGCACUACACACAACGGCUUACUGAGACCCAACACACUGCCACUGCAUUUCAAGUUUUGGUGCGGAAUGUAUAACCAUUACGAUAAAGGGAUACACCCGAGACAGUCCAUCCUGGACACACUGCUGUCCCUGACGGAGAGACAAACCUUCGAGGAGAGGACCAUGACGGACCUGCAGAGACAGCUAGCUAUUGCUGACGGAGUCCUCUCGGCCCCUGAUGGACCAAUCAGCACGCUUCCUGAUCGGAACGGCCACGCCGAGGCCACGCCCACAUCCUCCUUUGACCAGAUGAACGGAGACUCUACGUGUUCGAGUGAAAGCACUGGAGGAGAGGCGGAGUCGGAUCAGGGAAAAGCCGGGAGCGAGACGAAGGUGACGGAAAAGGACAAACCUGUUUCUAUGGCAACGCAGAUCUCUGAAUAGGAGGCAGAGAAAACAGAUCCCCUUCAAUCGCCAUAGUAACAAAACUGACAUUUGGGUUGGAGCUGUAAUCCAAAGGGAAAGAACAAACUCAGGACACACACACACACUGUGAACAACAUUAUUACAGUGACAGAUUAACACUUUAGUUGAAGCCACUCCCCUUAAAUGGUAUUUUAACAAUAUAUUGAAUGUAAAAUAAAUAAGAAGUCAUUGUACAUAAAGUACAAAAAAAUUGUUUAAAAAAAUAUAUAUAAACAGUAUAUAUUAAACAUGGAUAUUUGUAAUAAAUGCUCAUUUAGCCACACCCCCAAACAUCCACACAUUUUUAACAUCUCAAAGAAUUAAUUUUUUUCAUAGUAAAACACUCAAUGAAGAUGUUUUUUCUGAACAUGAGUACACAAAUUGUUGUAAGACAGUUGCAUUUCUUAGCCAUGCCCCUGACAAUCUCGCAUAAAACAUUCCGGCCAUGCCCUUUUAUACAAAUUUCAGUUAUUUUAUGCAUUACAGCACUAAUAAUGGAUGGUAUUUUAGCCACGCCCCUGACAACCCUUUGUAUAUUUCAUAAAUAAAAACAUGGUUUAAGCCACGCCCUCAAAAUGCCAAAGUGAUCACGGCAUGGCAUUUUUUUAAAACACGCCCAAAGGCACUUCUUCCUUUAUCAAAAUUUCUGAUUGUAAACAAAAUUACUAAUAGUUUUGGAGGAACACUGAACUUUUAGACAUUUUUGCUAUGUUGGUAUUUUUCAAAACAUUUAAAAAAAAACUAAAAAAUCAAAAAGAUCAAAAACGAUAACUUUUGUUUUUUUCUACUAUGCUGAUAAAACAAGAUGUUUAUUUGGCGUUUACAGUUUGUACAUUUUUUGUGUGUGUUUAGCGUUAAAAUAAAUUGUGGCGUAUAAAAUGUAGGCACGAGGUUGUUGCAAAAUGUGAUCGCGAGAUGGUAAACUAAAUAAUUAGUAAUAAAUGCUACACAAACGCAAACCUAAUGGAUCUACAUAACAAAAAUACGAUGAUCAAAGACAAGAGAAGAAGAAGCGUUGCACUCCGUUACUGCACUUUUUUGUUACAUUUUACUUUUUUUUAAUUUACAGUUAAUAAAAAGUUGUGUAUAUUUAUGUUGCAAGUAUGUAAGCCUUUCAUCCUGAGGAAUAAAACUCACUCAUUAACUCAAUUAGCUUGCCACGGUGCUAAAGUCAUAAGAGUCCAAGGCUAGCAUAGCUAACUAAUUGUGAAGCUCCAGCACAAAACUAAAAACAAACAACUAACAAAGUUACAUUAAUUGAACAGUUACAAUAUGAAUAAAUUCAUGUAAAAAAAAAAAA